Messenger RNA from Syzygium oleosum, 1356 nucleotides. Its product is annotated as GDSL esterase/lipase At1g23500-like. Gene Ontology annotation, biological process: lipid metabolic process. Lineage: Eukaryota; Viridiplantae; Streptophyta; Magnoliopsida; Myrtales; Myrtaceae. Gene Ontology annotation, molecular function: lipase activity. The record is from RefSeq and is a predicted model, not a curated record. Bases 117 to 1163 code for a protein of 348 amino acids. The transcript is spliced from 5 exons. Gene Ontology annotation, cellular component: extracellular region.
UUGUUCUCCAGCUUAUUACCAAUUCAUAAAGUCCCUCGUUUUGUAUAUAAAUACAUGCAAAAUCCCUUCUCCAUGUCAUUACAAUCCUCUCGGUUCAUAGUCUUGUCAAAACACCAAUGUCUAGCAAGAAAUUGUUGUCAUGGCUCUACCUGAUCUCUCUGGUACUGCUGCUUUGGACCUCCGAGGUUGUUGCUAUCGCUCCCGGCAACACGAAGUAUCCGGCGCUGUUCGCGUUCGGGGACUCAAUCCUCGACACGGGCAAUAACAAUAACCUCAGGACGCUGAGCAAGUGCAAUUACCCCCCUUACGGCAGGGAUUUUCCCGGAGCGAUACCCACCGGCCGAUUUGGCGAUGGGAAAGUCCUCUCGGACGUGAUAACGGAAGGGCUAGGAAUCAAAGAGCAAUUACAAGCAUAUUUGGAUCCUAAUCUACAGGACAAGGAUCUUCCGACAGGCGUUUGCUUUGCUUCGGGCGGCUCAGGCUUAGAUCCGCUAACCGCUGGGUCACAGGGCGUAUUGACCAUGGGAGAUCAAUUGAAGCGCUUCAACGAGUACGUGGGGAAGCUGAAUGCGGUCGCCGGAGCUGAAAAUGCCACCGCCAUACUCAACAGCAGCCUUUAUCUGAUGUCUGCAGGCAACAACGACAUUGCCUACACCUACUUAUCCGCCCGCCUCAGUCCUAUGCCCUUCCCUGCGUACGCCGAUUUCUUGGUUAACUCCACUUCGACUUUCAUCAGGGACUUAUAUGCACUUGGUGGGCGUAAAUUUGCGCUCCUGGCCGCUUUACCAUUGGGAUGCUUGCCAUCAGGUAGAGCUUCGGCAGGGGGCAUUCUGUGCUCGGUGUUGGCCAACGAAUAUGCACAAUUGUUCAACACUAAACUCUCCUCCAUGUCGAGUUCGCUCAGCAGUGAACUUGCGGAUUCCCGGAUAGUCUACAUCGAUGUCUAUGAGCCUCUCCUCAAUCUGAUACAAAACCCUAAUCAAUUUGGUUUUCGAGUUGCUAACAUAGGAUGCUGUCGCGUGCAAACGUUGCUAUGCAAUCCGCUGAAUCCAAUCACUUGUCUGGACAUACCGGAUUAUGUUUUCUGGGACGCCGCUCAUCCUUCCGAGAAAGCCUACCGCACUCUCGCUCCCGCUAUCGUCCAGGCGUGUUCAAACAUGUAGCGCGGCAACUCCACGAGCUGAUUAGUGCGAUAUUGUGUGAAGUCGCACCCUUCAUGUCUACCAUACAAAGAAUCAUUUGUCUCUUGGUUUAGUGCUGGUGAUAGUACUUGAUGGAUGUUUUGCGAGUCAUAGCCAUCUGAAUCAUAUACGUGCGUUAGGAGUAUAACAUUGCGCGUGAAGUUAUUUUCAAAAA